Messenger RNA from Letharia lupina, 210 nucleotides. RefSeq lists its product as uncharacterized. The transcript has a single exon. The record is from RefSeq and is a predicted model, not a curated record. The coding region runs from base 1 to 210 and encodes 69 amino acids. NCBI's taxonomy places the organism in Eukaryota, Fungi, Ascomycota, Lecanoromycetes, Lecanorales, Parmeliaceae.
AUGCCUCAAGUCCAGGGUGUUAAAUCCAGUAACGGUGAUUGCAAGAACGACUGGGCUAAGAAGGUUGCGCACAAUGUCCAAAACGACCAGCGCCAGCAGCCGUGGAAGACGGCCUUUGGCGACGAGACUGUGAACAGCAAGGUCACCAAGGAGACGGACUACGCCGUCUACAACUCCGCAAUCCCACAGGUUAAUGGCUUGGCUGCUUGA